Molecule: messenger RNA, 1319 nt
Organism: Sphaeramia orbicularis (orbiculate cardinalfish)
Lineage: Eukaryota; Metazoa; Chordata; Actinopteri; Kurtiformes; Apogonidae
Exons: 8
Coding region: 177-791 (204 amino acids)
Biological process (GO): inflammatory response; immune response
Molecular function (GO): cytokine activity
Source: RefSeq, a predicted model, not a curated record
GUUAGACACAGAGGGCACAGCAUCACCGAGCAGCCCCUCCGGCCAAAGGGAACCUCCGAGGCUGACCCACACGACAGACUCACCGGACGCUUCAGUCACACCCGGUUUAAGAGUUUUCCUGAGUGAGCAGAGACGUCUUAGGGCCUAUUCCCUGUUACUUGGGAGGUGCUGUCGGGAUGAGUGGAAUGGCAAAGGUCGACAUAAUGGCAGACAGUGACUGUUCCACUACUAAAUUUAUCUGCGUCUGCAAGAAUGCCUACUACUUUGAGGGGCCUCAAUGUGCCACUGAGGAUGAACCUGAUAAACGCAUUGAGGAGGAUCGUUUCCAGGCCUCAAAAACCAGCGUGAAGUUGCUUCGGUGCUAUGACAACAAGUUCCUGAUUUUAAGUUACAAUGGCCUGUUUGAGAAACUGGAAUUAACAGCACAAGGCCAACAUUGUCCUGACAACAAGUUCUGCCUCCAGUUUUACAACAGCGACGAUUUGAGAAAAGGGAUACCCGUCAUGCUGUACGCCAUCAAAUCUGAUAAGAAGUUGGUCGCAUGCUGCAAUGGCAGUGAUGGAAUUUAUCCAGAGGAAAUGGAAAUCAAAAACUUCAUUGAGGAAUCGAAACACAAGGCUUUGUUCUACAUGAUCAAACAGGAAGGAUCUAACAAAUACAUGUUCGAGUCUUCUUUGUACGAGAAUAAAUACCUGGGACUGGAACCCGAUAAGUCGGAACCCUCUGUGGUCAAACUGGUUUUACGAAUGUAUGACCCAGACAACCAUAAUGAUGCGCUUUCACCAGAAUAAUGGAUAUAAAAAAAGCUACUUUGCCACCUGUUUAUAAGUUACGCUUUUCUUACUUCAAGCAUUCCUGAUUGUUACGACCCAUAGAUGCGUUUAGGUGUCAGUCUGUGGGUGUGUCAUUUUAUCUGUGCAUGAGUGGGUAAUAUCUUGCAAGUGCGGAGCCAGAUCCCAUGCACGGAUUGGACCAGCCAGCCGGAGGUGGAACAAUAAAAAUGACAAAGCUGGGCCGGUCUAUCGUUGCCGUUCCUCUAACCCCACACUUUGUCUUGAUUCUGCCUUUGUUCCUGGUUACAGCAGUAGGGGUGGGCUGCCGAUUUCUUUCGCCUUGUUUUCUCAUGUUUAAGUAAGGGCGGUUAGACUUUGUAUUUUGGUUUCUUUUCUUUUGUAGGUCAGCCUCACUUCCUGGGUUAGUAAAGUUAUGUUUGUUAUUUUGGCCUGAGCCCACCCUGAAGACCAAGCUGCCGUUUUGUUGAGUUUUCAUUACCUGUCUUUAUACACUUUGUAAAUAAAUCACUUAUUUGUGAAAAUGCA